CAUUGUUGUAACUAAUGAAACUCUUCGAGAUUUUGAACUCUUGAUUUAUCAUUCAUCUAAAAAUCCACUUGCUUAAUUUAGUAUUUCUUAACUGAAUAAUUUAUUUUCAUCCGAGGACUGCUUUUGAAGCGGCAUAUUAAUAAACUCAGCGGAGUUAUUGAAGAAAUGAUCCAAGAUUUUAAUGUAAAAACUUUCAAGCGCUCGUCGGAAGUUAAAGUUUUUAUGAGUUACAUCAACUCAGCAAGAUUUUUUGUAAAAUUUACGAUUAUUUUUAUGAUAAUGUCUAUUUAUCCAUACUUUUUAAAACCGCUGUCUGCUGAACAAGAUCUCGAAAAUACGAAUAAAACGACGGAAUACAUUUUGCCGUAUCCAACUUAUGUUGUCUUCAAAAUAAACGACUCAAAUACUUACAUGUGGACUUACAUGGCAUAUGUACCGAUCACUUACAUUCACGGAUGUUGCCAUGCUACGGUAGAGUGUACUCUUAUCACCCUCAUUUUCUACUUAAGAGCUAAAUUAGUCAUUUUAGCGGAAAGGAUCAACGAGCUGAACAGCAUUGCUGGAGUAUGGAAAAUUGAACUCGAAAAUAUCAUUACAGAACAUUCUAAAUUAUUAAAAUUCGGUGGAACGGUGAUUGAUGCGUACAGCUCAUCGUUGAUGGUUUACAUGUUGAGUGCUUCUAUACUUGUUUGUAUAAUUGGAUAUAAAAUAUUGCUUAAUUUUUUAACAGGUCCCAAUUCAGAAGUUGUGCAAAUGGUGGUCUAUUUAUGUACAACGUACCUUAUAAUAAGCGUUUUUUGUGUUGUCAGUGAGCGUUUAAGCGCUGAGAGCAAUCAAAUAAGUGAAGCGUUUUGGAGCUGUUCUUGGUAUGACAAGCCUCCAAAUACUGUCAAAAAUAUAAUAUUUUGCAUUGCCAGAUCACAAACACCUCUUGCCUUAAAAAUAGGAAAAUUUUCAUAUUUUGGCAAUGAUACAUUAACUGCUCAACAACACAUGGAAGACUGGGUACAAGGACAAAAAGACCUAAAUGAGGGUGCAAAAAUGUUCGAUUGGGGUAGAUGGAUUUCAAAAGGCAUCGGUGUGUGGCCUUUAGCCCCCAAUGAUUACUUAUUUGCCGUUACUUUCUCAUACUUCACCGUAGUGAUGAUCCUAGAAUUUGUGGAUCUUUACACGUGUCUCGGAAAUUUCGAAGAAGUUAUUGACAAUCUCACCGAAAACCUGGCCUUCGUCCAUAUUUACGUGCAUACUUUGAUGGUGCGGGUGCAUAUUGAUGAUUUGCGGUACGUAAUCACCGAAUCGCUAAAUGAUUACAAGGCAAGUGCUUUCCGAAAUUCCAUCGAAAUAAAAAUAUUCAUGAGCCACAUCAACAAAGGCAAACAAUUUGUAAAAGUAGUUCUUACGUCUAUCGUAAUGACUGAAAUUACCUGGUAUUUGAAACCGUGGACAACUCCAGCCUCUCCAAUUGAGAGUGACAACGAAACAGUGCAGUUUUUGUUACCGUAUCACUUUUAUGUAUUCUAUGAAAUAAAUAACUCCUUUAGUUAUGUUUUGACAUAUCUUUCCCAUGGACCACAUGUUUUCAUCAGCGGGUUCGGUCUCAUGACAUCAGAUUGUUUUUUGAUAAUCCUUGUGUUUCAUUUGAGCGGCAGAUUGGCUGUUUUGGCCGAGAGGAUCAACACACUGAAAGAAGAACCAAAAAUAUAUAAAAUUAAACUCAAGAGUAUUAUUAAAGAACAUAUGCGGUUGUUGAACAUGGGUGAAAAUAUUCAAGAAGCAUUCGCUACUGCGUUAUUGUCGUAUUUAUUGAACAGUACGAUACUGUUAUGUAUGAUUGGUUACCAGAUACUCGUCAAUUUCAUGACUGGACCGAACUCGGAUUUAAUGCAAUACUUUAUUUUUAUAUUUGCAACUUAUUUUAUAAUCACUGUAUUCUGCAUCGUUAGUGAGCGUCUUAUAACAGAGAGCAACAAAGUCACCGAAGCUUUUUGGAAUAGCGAGUGGUACACAAUGGAACGCGAGUAUGUAAAUGAUAUAAUAUUUUGCAUUAUGAGAUCUCAGAAAUCACUCGCAUUGCAAGCUGGAAAAUUCGCAUUCUUUAGUAAUGGAACAUUAACCGAAGUUACGAAAACAGCCAUGGGUUACUUAAUGGGAGAAAAUAUUCGAGAAGCAUUCGCUACUGCGUUAUUGGCGUAUUUAUUGAACGGCACAAUACUGUUAUGUAUGAUUGGUUACCAAAUACUCGUCAACUUCAUGUCUGGACCGAACUCGGAUUUAAUGCAAUACUUUAUUUUUAUAUUUGCAACUUAUUUUAUAAUCACUGUAUUCUGCAUCGUUAGUGAGCGUCUUAUAACAGAGAGCAACAAAGUCACCGAAGCUUUUUGGAAUAGCGAGUGGUACACAAUGGAACGCGAGUAUGUAAAUGACAUAAUAUUCUGCAUUUCGAGAUCUCAGAAAUCGCUCGCAUUGCAAGCUGGGAAAUUUGCAUUCUUUGGUAAUGAAACAUUAACCGAAGUGACGAAGACAGCCAUGGGUUACUUGUCAGUGUUAAGAAAUUUUUUAAUUGUCAAUUAAAGUCUUCAUAUUUAGUUUCUAGUGUUAUUAGAAAUUUGUAAGAAAAUUAAUGUAAAAUUUGUUUAAUUAAUGAAAUAAAAUUAUAAAUUAUAACUAA
Cotesia glomerata is the source of this 2668-nucleotide messenger RNA. RefSeq lists its product as uncharacterized. Gene Ontology annotation, cellular component: plasma membrane. Gene Ontology annotation, molecular function: olfactory receptor activity; odorant binding. The record is from RefSeq and is a predicted model, not a curated record. Lineage: Eukaryota; Metazoa; Arthropoda; Insecta; Hymenoptera; Braconidae. The transcript has 15 exons. The coding region runs from base 166 to 2571 and encodes 801 amino acids. Gene Ontology annotation, biological process: sensory perception of smell; detection of chemical stimulus involved in sensory perception of smell.